Molecule: messenger RNA, 5392 nt
Organism: Neopsephotus bourkii (Bourke's parrot)
Lineage: Eukaryota; Metazoa; Chordata; Aves; Psittaciformes; Psittacidae
Product: terminal nucleotidyltransferase 4B-like
Exons: 12
Coding region: 207-2216 (669 amino acids)
Biological process (GO): RNA 3'-end processing
Cellular component (GO): nucleolus; TRAMP complex
Molecular function (GO): mRNA binding; poly(A) RNA polymerase activity
Source: RefSeq, a predicted model, not a curated record
CGCGCGGCCCGUGUGCCGACGGCCCAGCCGGGCCCCGCCUCGCCGCGCUCGCCAGGAGGGGCGGGAGCUGUGGAGCGACGACAGCGGGCAGGCAGGCGCGGAGCUGCCCUUCCAUAAGAGCCGCCAUUAGCUGUGGGACCCCGUGACAGGGUCUCAGUUUAGGCGGCUGACGGGGAGUGAAGGUAGCCGGGGUGGAUCCCCGUUUGAUGGAUCCCCGGAUAGCCUGGUUCCAGCCAGAGCAGCUUGGUCCCUCGAACCGCCUGUGGAUGCAGAUCUGGGAAACUACGCAGGGGGUCCGCAAUCUCUACUUCCAUCAGCAGCAGCAGCAGCAGAGCGCCCCCGCUGGGGCCGGCCCGGUCUCCCCGCCCAGCAUGUACCGCGCUGAUCCCCAGCCCGACUUCCUGCAGCUCGAGGGCGCCAACAACCAGCAGAACCGGAGUCAGCACCGGACCUCGCUGUCCCUGGGGGCUGCUGCCUGGGCCCGGCCCGCACAGGUCGAGCCGUCUGCCGCCACGGCCGCCAGCAACAAGAGGAAACGCGACAACAAGGCCAGCACCUUCGGCCUUAACUACAGCCUCCUGCUGAGGCCUCCUGGGCAGGGCCGGGCCCUCGCCCUAGGAAAUGAGCCGGCCGCCCGGGCCCAGGCCGGCCUGGCCGAGUCGCUCUACAUCGGCACCCCUUGGAAGAAGAGGAACUACAGCCAAGGAGUCAUGGGUCUUCAUGAAGAAAUCAUUGACUUUUAUAAGUAUAUGUCUCCCAGACCUGAAGAAGAGAGAAUGCGGAUGGAAGUGGUGAACAGGAUAGAAAACGUUAUAAAAGAGCUCUGGCCUAAUGCAGAUGUGCAGAUAUUUGGAAGUUUUAAAACUGGUUUAUAUUUACCUACAAGUGAUAUUGAUUUAGUUGUGUUUGGAAAGUGGGAGACAUUGCCUCUUUGGACCCUGGAAGAAGCUCUUAGAAAGCACAAUGUAACAGAUGAAAACUCAGUAAAGGUUUUAGAUAAAGCAACUGUACCUAUUAUUAAACUGACAGAUUGCUUCACUGAAGUAAAAGUUGAUAUAAGCUUUAAUGUACAGAACGGGGUUAAAGCAGCCCAGCUCAUCAAAGAUUUUAUCAAGAAAUACCCUGUGUUACCAUAUCUAGUUUUAGUAUUGAAGCAGUUCCUGUUGCAGAGGGACCUUAAUGAAGUAUUUACAGGUGGAAUCGGUUCUUACAGUCUUUUUUUAAUGGCUGUCAGCUUCCUUCAGCUACAUCCCAGGGAAGAUGCCUGUAUGACCAAUGCCAACUAUGGUGUUCUUUUAAUAGAGUUUUUUGAAUUAUAUGGGCGUCACUUCAAUUAUCUGAAGACUGGAAUCCGAAUAAAGGAUGGCGGCUCUUACGUUGCCAAAGAUGAAGUGCAAAAAAGCAUGAUGGAUGGCUACAGACCAUCAAUGCUGUAUAUUGAAGAUCCAUUACAGCCAGGUAAUGAUGUUGGGAGGAGUUCCUAUGGUGCCAUGCAAGUGAAACAGGCUUUUGAUUAUGCCUAUGUUGUUUUGAGCCAUGCAGUUUCCCCAAUAGCUAAAUAUUACCCUAACAACGAAACGGAAAGUAUAUUAGGUAGAAUAAUUAGAGUAACACAAGAGGUGGCUGCAUACAGAGAGUGGAUAUCAAAGCAGUGGGGAAUGCAAAGUAGAGCGGAGUCUUCGUGUAACAGUAAUGGAGUAACCUUGAUAGUAGAUACUCAGCAGCUAGACAAAUGCAACAAUAAUCUUGCUGAAGAGGAUGAAGCACUAUCAAAACCUAGAAAUAAAACUUCAGAAAUACUUAGUAAACAUUCUUCAAAUUCUUCGUCAGGUCCUUCAUCAUCAUCCUCUACACUGUCCAGCUGUAGCGAUGUAGAUUCUGAUGGAACACCUUGCAAAACGUCUAAACAGUUGAGUUGUCAUCAGUCUACCAAAAACAGAGUGGGGUCACAAGAAGUGUCACUGGAAUCUUCCCAGUCAAGUGGGAAAACACAAAAUAGCCAAACAGCCAAUACUUCCAGCAACAUGAACAAAUCUCAGCAUGGAUCUGCAUGGUUAUUUUGCUCUUCUAACAAAGACUUCCAGGGUCCAAUAAACUCAAGCCACAGUACCUCAGUCACAAACAAACAUCAAGGCAGCAAAUCACACCAUCACUUCUUCCAUGGCAAAAAGAGGAAGCACAAGAGGGAUACGGCCCUUUCAGGCCUUUGUAGAUAGUUGCCUAUAUUAUGACUGCCUUUCUGUGUGCAAUGAUCUCAUGCUACAGGAUAGUUUGAUAGUGACUCCUUGGAUCUCUUCCAGAGCUUCAGACUGUUACUGAUUAGCAACUGCAAUUUUUUUUCCCAGCUCACCACAGAACAGAUCAUGAAGAUUGAUCACUGCAAAAAAUGUUAAAAAAAGAGAAACAAAAACAAAAAAGAGGAAAAAGCUACUCAUUUAAUAAGUCAUAUGCUACAACAGGGUCAUUUAAGAUAUAAAUGCUUGAAUGUAAAAUAAAUUUAUUUCUCAUGCUGACCUGUAGAGGUAGUACUCAGUGUGUCUAGGGGUUGGUAACAAACAAAUAAAACACACAAAAUAGGGGGCAAAAAAGUCAAAAAGUUGUAUUUUGAGGGAAACCCAUCCUUUAAAGGUGAAAGUAAUUUGUGCAUGAUUUUCUUAUUAUUUUUGCAUAUACUUACCCUUUUAUUGUGUAGGUAUACAUAACCAUAAAGGGAAACUGACAUUUGUAAUAGUGGAUUUGUUAAUACUUUUUAUAUAACAUUACUGUUUAAAUUGUAAACAAUUUUUUCUCAGGAUUAGUUUGGAAAAUAAUCUGAAUUGUUAUCUUAACAUCCAUAUAAAGAAACAUUACUUGUUAUAUUGCUCAGAAUUUCUUUUCUUGGCAUUUAAAACAUUUAAUAGAACAUUUGAUCUGCAAAAGCUGUUCCUUUGCAAGAAAGGCUUAUGGUGACAAAUGAUGUUUUUCAUUUGUAUAAAGUGUACAUGUACUUUGUGAAGACGCUGAGUUUGUCAUCUUGGAGAAGUAACCUUCACCUUGUUUUCUAGAAUGCCGUCAUUUGGAUGGAGUCUUGGGUGACAUGGUUUAGUGUGUGGUGUCCCUGCCUAUGGCAGUGGGGGGUUGGAACUAGAUGAUCUUAAGGUCCUUUCCAACCCUAACUAUUCUAUGAUAUCAGGCAAUGGGGUUUUAUAGUUGCAUCCUUCUCUUCCGCCCCUUACUGGUCUCUCCCCAACCCUUUCUUUUUUUUUAAAGAAAUAUAAAGCCACUUGGGGGGUUGGUGGUGUUUGGUUGGUGGUGGUGAUUGUUUUAUUCUUGUUUGUUUGUUUAAAAAAACCCACAAAGGACAACUAGAUUUGUUAGACAUUUGCAUUCCUGGGCUGCUUUAAUCCCAUUCCUCUUUGUGCCUUCCACUCCCCCUUCCAGGUAUGGGGCUUUUUGUGUUUUGUAUUUUUGCUAACUCCUGUAGGAGAUAACUGUUGAAACAUUAAGUAAAUUUUACAAUUAAAGUAUUUUUUCUCACUCCCUUCUGAGGCAUUUUCAUAUUUACACUUAAUUAUUAAAAAAAAAAAAAACUACUUCAAAUAAUAAAAUAUGUUUUGUAUUGCCUUAAAGACCCAAACCUUUUAUAUCUCAUAGUAUUUCUUGUUGAGCUAGUUAUCAUUUAAUUUCAGCUCUGCAUUUGUCUGGUUCAGUUGCAUUACAAGUCUAGGUUGCAGUAACUGAUGCCAUGAAUGUGAAGUGUGUAAUUGCCCUCACACACAGGCAUAGAUAGCUUGGCACAGGAGUUGGGAUACUUCAGUAGAGGAAAGUGGCAUUUACUUUCACAUACUUCUUUAAAGAGGAAGGUGUGCACUCAGCAUAUGUGGCUGUAUUUAAUGCAGCUGUUCUGGAGAUGAUUACUAUUAGCUUUUAGAAAUGUUUUAUAUUAUGCAUUUACAGAAUACUACAGACCAACAUGACCCUUAAUGGGCACUAAUGAGUGCAGUGAUUUUUAAAAUAAAAUAAUGCUAAAAUAAGACCAGAACUGAUGUAAUCACUUAAUAAACAUUUUCAAUGUGUUAAAGUGGUUUACUUCAAAAAGGAAAAUAUAUGUAUUAAAAAAAAUGGAAAAUCAUAACAUUUAGUCAAACACUAAGCUUAUAAGUGACAUUAAUUUGACAAUGGUUUGGUGUUUUUUUAAAGAUUUUUGAUUAAUAUUUUAAUUUGAUCAUAUAAUUUUAUCAACAAGAUGCUCAGCUUUUGUUUAUAGAAACUAGUAAAAGUUGUACUACAUUAUGCAUAAUCACAGUAUUAUUUUAGAUUCUUGUGAAUGUGUAGACUUAUAUUCACUGCUUAAGGAAAAAUUAUUUAUAAAUUAUAUUAAUCCAGUAUUGUUAGCUGCUAUUAGCAAACCUGUUCUAAAACUUGCAAAGAUCUGUAUUGCAUUUCCCACACUGAAGUGUUUUUAAAAGAAUCGCCCUCAUUGUUGAAAGCAAAUGUACUCUUAGGGUGCAGAUAUUAGUGUUCCAUUAAGCAUGUAAUAAUUUUAAAGUGGUGGUAGUGGGAAGGUAAUCUUGAUUCCAUUGAGAAUCUUAGCUUUGCCUCAGUUUAUGGUUUUCAUAAAUUUAAUGGAAAAUAGCUUUUCCUGAACUGUUCAAGUUUCUUUUUGGUAAACAGUAUCUUUCUAAAAAAAAAAAAUAUGAAGAAAAAAUUGAGGUAUUUUACAUUGCCUCAAGUGACCAGCAUUGUAUUAAUAAAAUACUGUAUGUCUUGCAAAUCUUUAUUUAAACAGAACAGUUGAACUGUUCAUUUUUCAAUCUGAAGUAAAAUACUUUCAAGACUUUUUACUUUGCCUGCUCAUUUGUCUUGUAGUUUUCAUCUCUGUAUUUGACUCAAGUCUAAUUCCUUUUUGAGUUUCAAUAAUUCUGUGAAGAUUUUGUGAAUAUAUGAAAAAUAAACGUUUAACUACUGCAGUUUAUCACCAUUCUUGAUGCUUACCCUAUUUUUUCCUUCACAGCACUGUAUGUGGAAAGAGCAGGCUACCUUUGCAGUCUUGCUGCUGGUAGUCUACCAAAGAUCAUCUGAAAUACAUAAAUAAGCUGAAAUGUUUAUGUAUCUUCCAUUUGACAUUAGCUUGAUUUGGUAAAGAUUUUUUUUUAUUUGUUUGUUUGGGGGUUUUACUUAAAGAACAGUUCAAAGGUUGUUUAUAGUUAAAAGAUGUGUAUUACUUACUAUUUCUUUUAAUUGUCAGUCUUCUACCUUGUGGCAGAAAAGAAACUGAAAUGUAAGGAAAUCUUCCUGUUUGUAAGACGUGAUGUGAUCCUGUUUUCUAACCUCCAUGUUCUGUGCAGCUUCCUCGGAACUUACAGCUCAUGUUUUUAAAUGUUUAUAAUAAACUUGUUUUCCUAGAACUUAA